CGUUUGCGCGCCACCGCUAAACGAAAGACAGAAGUUGUGUUGUUGUCAGGAUGUGUCGCUAGUGUUUUGAUAUUUAACAUGUCGUGUGCAGCUGUGAAUUGUACUAAUCGUCCCUCACCAGGGUCCAGUAUAAGUUUUCAUCGUUUCCCGUUAGGUGAUAAAGAUCGGCUGCAUCGGUGGAUGGCGAACAUGAGACGUCACGAUUUCAAGCCAUCUCCAUAUUCUCGCAUAUGUUCCCACCACUUUGAAGACAGCUGUUUCUACAAGAACAAUAAAGGUCAAGUGUGCCUUGCUAAAACAGCUGUUCCCACAAAAUUUUUCGUCCCUGACUCCUUUAAGAUGGCAUGGUCCACCAAAUUAUAUAAAAGGCGGAGGAAUGUGGAAAAUUAUGAAAAUCAUGAAUUUCAUACUUACAGUCUGAAAAGGGAUACAGUCAAAAGAAAGUUUGUGGAGGAGGAGGUCGUUUUAGAUGAGUUUGUGAAAGAGGAAGAUGCUUCGGAUCCGGACAUGGAUGAAGCCAGUGGGACGCCAGUGAUUUAUCCCACUGAAAUAUGUGUCAUUGCAGUUAGACAUGAUCACUGCUACCGUUCUUGGUCUUCAAACACAGCUUGUAGUUCCACAGACACAACGGCAGAAACGCAAGAGAUCGAAUCGGCAAAGAAGCUGAAGCACAAUUUGAACUUGGUCCUGGGAAAGAUUGAGGCCUGCAGAAAAAAAAUGAAACUGAAGAACGCCACGAUUAGAAGGUUAAAGAGAAAAGUGACUUCACUGUCCUCUGUCAUUUCGGAGUUGAAAGCAAAAAAUCUCAUAGAGACCAAAAAAAUGUUCCGAAAGGAUCUAGAUCGCGGGAGUCAAGAGCUGUAAAAAAAACUCGCCUUGGAUGGAGAGGUGGUGUUUUGUUCUGCCAGCGUUUUUCCACUGGUCUGCAGCACACAUUGGUCGAUAAUGCUGGAGAAAUGGCCUGAGAAGUCGAUUUGGUCAGAAGGAUGAAGAGAUCUCAGAUGAAGAGAUAUCAGAAGAAUACAUGAAGAAUAGCACCUUAUUAGGCGACAUGGGAGACAUGCAAGAAACCCUGCAAGAACCAGCACAAAUGUCAACAUGGAUGGUGCUUGUGUCACUGUUUUUCUCAGGGAUGUUGAAAUGUAGUUCUGUAAUUACAUGAUUUAUUUGUUGGCGGCUUAUGUUCUGCAUCCACUUUUUUUAUUGUGCAAUUUGUAAUUUUCUUAAUAAAUAUUCAACGUCAAAGUUC
This is a messenger RNA of Ctenopharyngodon idella (grass carp), 1249 nucleotides long. Its product is annotated as THAP domain-containing protein. NCBI's taxonomy places the organism in Eukaryota, Metazoa, Chordata, Actinopteri, Cypriniformes, Xenocyprididae. Gene Ontology annotation, molecular function: sequence-specific DNA binding. The record is from RefSeq and is a predicted model, not a curated record.